This is a messenger RNA of Cydia pomonella (codling moth), 2383 nucleotides long. RefSeq lists its product as uncharacterized. Gene Ontology annotation, molecular function: mRNA binding; zinc ion binding. Gene Ontology annotation, cellular component: perinuclear region of cytoplasm. Lineage: Eukaryota; Metazoa; Arthropoda; Insecta; Lepidoptera; Tortricidae. The record is from RefSeq and is a predicted model, not a curated record. The transcript is spliced from 5 exons. Gene Ontology annotation, biological process: oogenesis; negative regulation of translation. The coding region runs from base 645 to 1535 and encodes 296 amino acids.
UAUGGCUCUUAAUUUUUACAAACAUUGGGGCAUAGUUAUAGUUAAUAUACAUCAAAUUAUUUAAAAAUAUUUUCCAUAAUGUCAAUAUCCAGAGAGGAAAAUGGGGACUACGUUUAUUUAUAUGGAGAAGGCCGUCCCCUUUUCUCUUAACUAACACAGAAGGCCGCUGUUUGGAUCAAUGAUCAAUACUUUAAAUUGUAACAUGCUUUUGAAAUUAACCAACUGUCGUUUACUUAAAUAAAUUAACGAUAACAACAACUACCCUUUUUAGAUUAAAAUAAUGUAAUUAUUUUACUGUCUUCUUUUGUUGGUUAGCGCCCGCCCUCUGUUGUCGAAUAGCGGUUCUAAGCCGCACUAAAAUCCAAACUGUCUUGAACCGUAAACACGCUUAGGUAGUAUGGGUUUCCAUCUUAAGAUAUACUGGUUUUUGUCACGUGCCGGCACCUGUGUCGGCAUCCUUUGUACUUGUGCCGCUAAAGUCGGCUUCCUUUAACAAAAUUCACCGACUCCUUUUCAAGGUAUCGAAUUUACCAAAAUUUCUUCAUUCGCCGCGGAUUCGUCGUCAGGUGAAGAUCAUAUAAGGAACCUGUUGGAAAUAUUUAAGGUUUGAAGUCUUGAGUUUGUGUUUAUUUAAUUGUUGCAAAAUGCAGCCAUCUAAAAGCAUGAUGGAUUAUAUGAUGGAAUUAAAUAGAUUAUUCCCAAAGACUGCUGAAAAUGAAAUGCAUACACCAACAACAACAUUCCAAUCACAAUUCGGACAGUCCACACCAAACUACUCCUCAAGCUCAACAGACUCAUACUCUCCAGAGUCCUUUCCGGAGCUAUCAUUCCGUCCUCCAGCGUACAGAUCUGAAACACCCUUUGCUAUAGCAAAAAGACCUAUAGUUGGCCGGAAGAUUUUAGGGAACUCUGAGCAGAAGCCUAUAGAAAGAUCAAGCUAUGAAGAGAGAUUUAGUCUUGAGCGAUCUCCAAUAAGUCAUUGGAGGGAGCAAACUCCACCUAGAACUACUGCUAUUGAGCAACAAAACUGUACCAAGAGUUUCUACGAGUUGUUCCCCGGAGACAACAGAGGUUUUGAGUUCAAGACACCAGUGAAAACUUCACCUUUGGCAUAUUCAAAUAUAUCACCAGCAUCAUCUAUGUCUCAGAAUUCUCCAUCGAACUUCAAUAUGUUUACAUACCCAAGGUUGAAUUUGGCGAAUUCUCCAACACCAACUAAUAUGAAUAUAGGGGCGAGCACAUCACGAUUCCCAGAAGUGGCACAGAAAAUGUGUUCCUUCUGCCGGAAGAACGGAGAGACGCCGCUGGUGUACAUGACGCACUGUGUCAAAGAGAAGAGAGGCAACAUGAAUAUAGUCACAUGUCCGAUAUUGAGGUCUCAUGUGUGCUCCACCUGUGGAGUAUCUGGGGACAAUGCUCAUACCAUCACCUACUGCCCAGUACUCCGCAGCACCAACAACGGCGUGCCUCUGAAGUCCACCACCAUCACCCUCAAGAACACUCGCAUCAAGAGCAACGGUAGGAGACGCUACUAACACUACAUAAUAUAAACCUUAACAUAAAGGAAUAAGGUCUACUAAUCGUUAAGGCCAGAGCUCACCGGCUGCAUGUUCGGAGACAUGCACGUGCGCUAAAAUGUUUGAACCGCGUACGCACACAUCACGCAAGCAAUGUGCCGUCUCUCAUAAGGAUCUGUAUAUUACAACGUCCAAGUCUACGCUCACGCACCCGGUGUGCACAGGUUUUUAUAGUUAUAUGUAUAUUUGGGUGCAAUUUUCAAAGUUUUUCUUAUUUUUUUACUGCUUUUGAAUGUUGUAUAAUCCCACGGUAUAGUGUCAACACUAAGGUCAAUGUGUCGAAGACCGUCUACAAGCUCUUUCGUCGCUUUUAACCCAUGCCAUAGACUCCAUAGAGAAAUAAAUAAGCAUAGAGUGUUCACUCCAUAGCCAUACAUCAGUAGCGGUACUGAUAAAUCCGCUACUUGACGCUAGAUGUCGACUACGAAAAUAAUGAGCGUUUUGGUAAGAAAACUGAUGUAUGGAGUGAGAACUCUUUCCUUAUUUCUCUAUGCUCAUGCGUUUGUAAACAUACUCCACUUACAGUUGGUUGGUAGAGGAGAAAGUGUGCUCUUCCUCUUUGAGCGUGUCUGAGCGACUUAUGAAAUAAGGAGUUGCCCUAUGAGCCUAUUUACUGAAGGAAGAGUUCUGACAGUAAGGAUGGUAUUCCACCUGUCCAAUUUCUUUGUCCAAUGUGCAUUGCGUCUCACUCUCUCAUUAAGCAAAAUGUGAGAUGCAAAUACACAUUGGACCAAGAAAUUGGACAGGUGGAAUAACAUCAAUAUUUUUUAUAUCUUCUGUCUUCUUCACAUUGACCUUAUCCACUU